AACUGGUAGGAACUGGUAGGAACUGGUAGGAACUGGUAGGAACUGGUAGGAACUGGUAGGAACCGGCCCCACGGACUGCGGUCCCGGGCUCCGGAGCAAGAUGCGAUGGACGCUGCUUGGAGCACUGGUUGGCUCUCCUGCUGCGAUGAUCCGAGGUGUCGCCCCGGAGAUGCAGGGCCAAUACGCUCAAGGUUUGCGUUGCAACGGCCAGGAGGUAGCAGCUUCCGCCAUCAAUGACAACUAUUGCGACUGCGAGGAUGGCUCGGACGAACCAGGCACCGGAGCAUGUUCCGGCCAAGAGGGCACGUUGUUCCACUGUGCCAAUGUGGGAAGCACACCUCGAUUGGUCUACGCCUCCCGAGUUGGUGAUGGAAUUUGCGACUGCUGCGACGGUUCUGAUGAGGACCAUCAGGUCACAGCCGCAAAGUGCAGCAACACCUGCAAGGAAGAAGGCGAAAGAUCUCGCGCUGAAAGAGAAGCAAAGUUGAAGGAUUUGCGUGCUGGUCUUCAGGUGAAGACCGAGACAAUUUCCCAGGCGAAGCAACAGAAGCAGGAGAAAGAAGCUGAGAUUCACAGGAUCGACCAAGAGCUGCCGGCCUUGGAGACGAAGCUCACGGAGCUCAGGCAGAAGAAGGAGGAAGCAGAUGCAGAGAAAAUGCAAGCAGAAUGCAAAACUGAGCUCCCCAGGCUCAGACAAAGAGUGAAAGAGCUCGAGGAGAAGGUGGCUUCUUUGGAGAAAGACUUAGUCGCAGGAGAUGGGACCACCACCACCACGACCAAGAAAGUGGUGUCCGAAUACGCCAAGUGGAUGGAAGGGGCGGAUGCCGCCAUGGAGGAAGACAUGGCAGAUGAGGACGAUGGCGUGGAAAGCCCUACGGCUCCAGCACCAGCACCUCCUGAAUCGGAGAACCCCAGUGAAGAUCCACUGGAGAAGGAACUGAAAGAGAUGGAAAGCCAAGUGAAGAGCCACAAGGCGCAGCUGGAUCUGAUGGAUUUGAUGGAUCUGAUGAUUCCCAAAGGGUUUGAUCGGUUGCCACUGGUGCCACUGGUGCCACUGGAUUCCAAGUCUCGAUUGAAGAAGGAACUGGACGAACUGCCAGAGGACAAACUCGGCUUCGCCAGCCUAAGAGACAAAUGCCUCGAGUACAAGACUUCCGAGUACACCUACAAGCUGUGCUUCUUCCAAGACGCCAAGCAGUCGCACACACGACUGGGCCAAUGGGAGCGUUUUACGAGUCCAACAGAGGCGAUCUUCAAAAAUGGCGAGAUGUGUGGGGCCCUCGGGGCCCUCAAAAUGUGGAGCUGCUGA
Messenger RNA from Cladocopium goreaui, 1309 nucleotides. The record is from the annotation of a GenBank genome assembly. Lineage: Eukaryota; Dinophyceae; Suessiales; Symbiodiniaceae.